AUGAUGUCAGCAACACCAUCGACAACUACAACCAAUACACCAACUACCACCGCCACCACCUCACAAAUUAAACCAAACGCUACAUUGCGUGGUGUCGUUCGUGCAGUGAAUUCAGGUGACAGUUUGGUGAUCCAAGAGAUCGACCCAAGAGGUGAAUACCAACAAAAGUCAGAGUACUUGUUGUCGGGAAUCAGUGCACCUCGUCUCGGUCGUCCAGCUCUCAACGACAAGCCAGCCACUACAGACGACGCCUUUGCAUGGGACUCACGUGACUACCUCCGUAAGAAAUGCAUUGGAAAGCGUGUCAACUUCUCGAUCGAUUACACCAACCCAGCCUCAAAGAAAUCAAACAUCACUGCCUUCCUGGUGGACGAUGCAGUGAACUCACUCAACAAACAGAUGGUAGAGUCGGGUUGGGCCACCGUCUACAAAUCCAAGAAGCCAGAUCCCGUCCUUCUCCAACUCGAGACUGAGGCUGCCUCAAAAGAACUCGGUGUACAUAAUAAGAAUCCAGUUGCACUCAAGGGUGCUGUUCGUCCCAAUCACACUAUCAACAACUUUGAUCUCUUUAACAAAUUAAAGGGAAAACAACUUCAAGGACUUGUUGAGAAUAUUAGAAAUAGUAAUACUUAUAAAGUUGUAAUUUUACCAUCAUUCCAUCUUGUUCAAGUACAGUUGUCAGGUGUUCAGUCACCAGCAUAUAAGAAGGAUGCUAGCGGUCAAAUGGCACCAGAGCCAUUCGCUGUUGACGCAGAGACUUUGGUUGGAAAUAACGUUCUCCAUCGUGAGAUUCAAUUGACUUUGGAUACAUUCGACAAGCAAGGUAAUUUGUUUGGAUCUAUACAUUGUGCCGGUAAGGAUGUUGCCGAGGAGUUGCUUCGUCAAGGUCUCGGUACUUUUGUUGGUUGGAGUGCCAAUUCGCGUUCCGCUGCCGACCAAAACAACUUGAAGACCGCCGAACAAUCUGCCAAGACCGCCGGUCUAAGAAUGUGGAGCACUGGUGCCGGUGCUUCUGCAUCUUCCACCUCAACCACUUCCACCUCGUCGGCCUCCACCACCUCUGGCUAUCCAGAUGCCAUCGAAGGAAAGGUCGUUGAAAUCGGAAACAGUGGAAACAUCACCAUUUUGGAUGCCAACAAAAACGAACAUAAAGUUGCUCUCGCUUCGAUUCGUGUACCAAAUCUCAUUCGUCCAAACGACAACGAGCAAUCGAAAUCAAAGGAAGAACAAAAACUCAUUAAAUUCGAGCGUUACUGGGCAUUCGAAGCCAAGGAAUGGCUCAGAAAACACCUCAUCGGUAAGCAAGUGAACGCCAAGCUCGAUUUUGUUAGACCAGCUAUCGCUGCCUCUGAACUUCCAGAGAAGCCAUUCUACAGUGUCUACUUGGGCAAGGGUAACGUCUCCCUCGGACUCGUCGAGGCUGGUCUCGCUCGUGUCACCGAGCACAAGGGUGCCGACUCACGUUCGAUCGACUACGAAGCUUUGAUUCUCGCCGAGAACAAAGCCAAGAAGAGAAACGCCGGUCUCCACUCCAACAAAGACUCCACCCCAACCUUUAACGUCAAGGAUUGCUCUGCAGCCGACGACAAGAAUCUCAAGACCAAGGCCACCCAGCUUUUACCACACAUCAAGGGAUCGUUACACGGUGCCUCUAUCGACUAUGUCUUUAGCGCUCAACGUUUCAAGAUCUACAUUCCAAAGGAAUCGUGUUUGAUUAACUUCUCAUUGAGCGGUGUCCGUGCACCAAAGCGUGGAGAGUCCGUAGAGAUGGACGAGAUCUCCAACAACGCUUUGUUGUUCUCACGUGCCAAUUUACAUCAACAUGACGUCUCUGUUCAAAUCGAAGACGUAGAUAAGGGUGGUAAUUUCUUGGGUAAUAUGUUGGUCAACAGCAAGAGUUACGCUAUGACUUUGGUCGAGAAUGGUUUUGCCAGUGUUAACGACCCAAUGAACCGUCUCUACAAUCAAAAGGCCUAUUUGGACGCCGAAGACAAGGCCAAGAAGAGCAAGUUGGGAAUGUGGAAGAACUACGAUCCAGAAGCAGAGCAACGUCAAUACGAAGCACAACUCGCUGCCGAGGCUGAGAAGCGUGCCGUCAAGAACGAAGCCAGUGAAGUCAUCAUCUCCAGUGUUAUCUCACCAACCGAACUCUUUGUUCGUCCAAACAACAGCAACACCACCGAUAUCGAAGAGUCACUCAAGAAGCUCGACUUGGACGACGCUCAAGUUCCAAACUGGUCACCAAAGGUAGGUGAUCUUGUAAAUGCCCAAUUCAGUGCAGACAACAAGUGGUACCGUGCCAAGGUACAAUCGAUCGAAGGAAAGGAUGUCAGAGUGCAAUUCUACGACUAUGGAAACUCUGAGACCACCACCAUCAACAAAUUGAAACCACUGUCUGCCAAAUUCCAAUCGUUGGCUCAACUCUCCUACCCAGUCAACUUGGCCUAUAUCAAAUGCUCCAGUUCCGAACAACGUAUUGAAGAUGCUAUUAUUUUCUUGGAAGAUGAGUUCCUCGGUAGCUCAAUGAAUAUGUCUGUCCAAUCAAAGGAGGACAACGGUAGACUCAAUGUUUUGCUCCAAGACGGUCAAGGAUGUCUCAACGCCGAACUCUUGAGAAAUGGUCUCGUUAAACUCGAUCCAGCAACCAAGAGAAACCCAGUCGUCGUAAGCAAACUCGCCGAUGAAGAAAAGCACGCUCUUUCCAAACGUCUUGGUAUGUGGGAGCACGGUGACGUCACCAGUGAUGACGAAGAUGAACAACCAAAGUUUGGAAGAGGUAAAGGUGGUAGAGGUGGAAGAGGUGGAAGAAAGUAA
Heterostelium album PN500 is the source of this 2814-nucleotide messenger RNA. RefSeq names its product nuclease domain-containing protein (gene snd1). Gene Ontology annotation, biological process: mRNA catabolic process; regulatory ncRNA-mediated gene silencing. Gene Ontology annotation, cellular component: RISC complex; nucleus; cytosol. The transcript has 2 exons. The coding region runs from base 1 to 2814 and encodes 937 amino acids. The record is from RefSeq and is a predicted model, not a curated record. Lineage: Eukaryota; Evosea; Eumycetozoa; Acytosteliales; Acytosteliaceae. Gene Ontology annotation, molecular function: RNA binding; nuclease activity.